UCGUUGUUGUUGUUGAAGCUGAUAAUGGCGGCAGUGGGAUGCGGAUCAGCGGCUGCGACUGCUGUCGGAGGUCCGAGCGUUACAGUCACAACGCGGGGUCGCUUUCCGGGCCGACCGUGGACGUCCCGUAGCCUUCUGCGCUCGGAGAAACGUCCGCAGCUCGGACGGCUGGGGGCCGAUGAUGGGAAAACGGGAACCGGAGGCCCGAGGCCCGCAAGCACUGGACUUAAGCCUAACGAGGACCCGUCGCUCCUGCGCUUACUCGGGAUAGCGGAGCACUACAAGCGGCAGGCGGAGGCCGGCUACAGCUCAAGCGGGAGCGAAGAGGGAGAAGAAUUCAGAGGCUUUGAAGUAGAGGAUGAAGGCAACAGAAAUUCACUACGAUCAAGGCAGGAUUCUUCCAGAAGCAACCCCCUUGAUUUGAAAUUGUCAAAAGUGGCAGAAGAGAAUCCUCAUCCAGCACUGGACCAUGCAGAAACAAGGACUGCUUUACCAGUUCCUAAAAAAGGCUCCAAACCCUCUCAGGAACCAAGGCAGAGAACUGUAACCGAUCAGCUUCAGAAAAAUGGUGGCAAGAGUUCAAAAAACAACCUUUCAAAACUCACCACUUCAACUGCACGGAGUCAAGAAAAACAAACAAGACCCAAAAUUACCCUAAAACUAGUCUCCAAAAAGACAGUCAAGAAGAAAGUGAUAGUUAGUCAGAAACCACUGAAAAAAGUCAAGGUGUCAGGAUACAAAUUCCUCUCAAAAGGCAGGAAACUCCAAGGUAUAAAGUCCUCUGGUGCCCAGGUGAAGUUAAAGAAAGGGAAGCAAGAUGCUAGAAGAAAGAGCCUUAAAGUGGGAGGUGGUACAAGUGGAGGAUCCAGAAUUACAAGGCAGGGACGUAGUUUGGCAGGCAAGGUAAUAAAAGCUGGCAAUGAUAGGAAACAGGCAAAAUCUGAGACUGAGGGCCCAAAGGUGGAAGGGAAAAAAUCUUUAGGGAAACAUGCUCUUGUGCCUCAAAGAGGAAGCACAACACCCAAUGCUGACAGCAGGAAGAGCAAAUGCAGACAAAAGGUCUCAGAGCCAAAUACUGAAGUCAACAAGGUGAAGGGACAGAGACAGUGUAAAAAAGCUGUGAAGUGUGAAACUGAUGUAAAUUCGGUGGCAGAAUUGGAAAGCCAGGGCACAGAGGGAAGCUUGGCAGAGCCAUUAUCCAAAGAGGCAGCGACAGCGGACUCUACGUCAGUGGUCAGCAGCAAGAAGGACAAUGUGGGAAGGAGGCAACAGAGGAAGCAGGACAAACAAGCCUCAAAUAUCGAAACUCCACUGGGUGCUGAGCAAGAAAAGCCAUUUGAUACUGGUAGUCUGGCUUUUGAAAGCAAGAGUCAAGACUUUGGUAUCCCUGGUUUGAAACUGAAGAGAGUGAGGAACCCCAAAGCUGUGCUUGCCAGUUCUGCCAGGUCUCUCCGUAGUGACCAGGACUUGAAGGCGUUAUCAUGUAAGAAGCAAAGCAAAUUUGUGUGGACCCUGACUCUGGUGAAAGGAAAAGGGAAGGCACCGAAGAGGCAAGGGCCUGGUAAAAUGAAAGAGGAGAAUGAAGAUGUGAUGAUCACAGAUGACAAAAAAGAGGACGAAGCCUCUCCUACAGCUACCACUCCAGGUCUAAACAAAUGCACCCAGAAGCAACAGAAGACAUGCAAGAGGACACGCGGUAAGGGAAAACUUGGACCUGAAAUGGGAAACGCAAUGGAAGCACAAUCAGGGGAAACAGCGAAGGAGGGCAUAUUGGUCGGAGAGGUUGUCGUACCACCUCUAAAACUAAAGGUUGUGUCUUCAUCAAGUGAACACGGAAGUCUGCAGCCAUCAUUGUUGAAGCAGAUCGAUUCUGAUCUCAGAGAAAAGGAGCACGUUGCAGAAAACGUCAGUGCAAUUCAAGGAGAUCUGCCAACCUUGUCUACAGUGAAUAGUCCAUCAUCUCCAAAAGCAGAAGACAGGUCUAACCUUACCUUCCCGCAAAGGAAGCAGAGCUGUAAGCCAUUGACAGCACAGAAACUAAAGACUCAGAACGUCAGUGCUGAAAAUAUUCCACAAUUGCCUACUGCUCAAGAUGAAGCUCAGAUGGGGAAAUGUCCCACACAGGAUGUUAUUUCAGAACCACAACAGGACGCAGAAGAAAUGGGAGUUUCCAGAGUAUUAUCUUCACUAAAGGAGGAGACUUGCCAGGGUUCAGAUGCUUUUGGAUCACAAUCUACCGAAGCUGUGGCAAAUAUAAAACCUGAAAUGGAACAGGAGGUGGCAGUGCCGGGAGAGGGAGAUGCCCCGGUACAACCCCCACUGAAACGUGUCAGAAAGCCUUUCAAACAGAAGAGGCGCAAGUCAAUAUUUGGAUAUCGAAGGAAGCCGGAAGAACUACCUGUACGGCCAUCCCCAAGAAGCCUUGGGGAAGAGCCAAAGAGGCACAGGCGGAAGUUGAUCACUUUUACUUACGAAGUGAUCCCAGAUCCGCUGGAAGAAGCGGCGAAGGCAGGGAUGGGUGGACAGUCACCCCAAGUCUCCCAUGACCAGCAGCAAGACAAGUUCCUGAACGAGCCGCACUCCUCUACAGCUGUUGUAAGUGCAAGAUCCUCUCGAGUCAUCAAGACACCAAAGAGGUUCAAGGAUUACGAGGACUCGUCUGCGCUUUCUCUCAGAAUGUUUCAGAAGAAAGGCCACCUCAGUCUGCACCCUCGAUCAGCCAGGAAACAAGACUUUGACUCUGAGGACCUGUUUGAUUGUCUGAAGGAUGACUAUUUACCUGAGCCCCUCUUUGAUUUUGAAGAUGCUGAUGUGUCCCAAGCCAUGAGUACCAGCUGUGACAUAAAAGUUGAAGAAGACAGUGCAACCUCACCUAACCUGUCUGGGAAGAGGAAAACCCCCUUACGUGAGCCUAAUUUCAAGUGGCGUUCACUGGAGGGUGCUGAGGAGGAGGUGUAUACCCAAGAAAGUCCCCAGCUGUCCAUGCAAGACCUAAUGUCAUCGGAUUCUACCACCACGACCACCAGCUUGCCUCCAAAUAAGGUUUCCACGCUCAGUAAGGGCUCAGCACUGAACAUUUAUGAGAAACUGAAGAAGCUGACCUCAGGCACAGGUCAGAAGAAGAAGGUGAAGGAAGGAGUCAGAACAUUUGGGUCUCCUUCCGAUGCUGAGAGCAGAAGCUGGGAGGGAAGAGCAGGGGAAACCCAGGAUCCUUCUUUGUCACUGACUCACAUAAAGAAGAAGAAGAAAGCCAAGCUGAAGAUGGAGGACCUUGAUUCCCCUGGGGUGGUGCGCAAAGUAGCAGUGCGCGUCCGUUCUAAACCUCAGAUGUCCAUAUAUGGUGACAAAGCUGUGGAAGGACAUGAAGAAGAUGGAAAUGCAUCUUCGUCCAAGCUGACGGUGAAAAUCAAAGGAGAGGAUGAAGCUUUGGAGCCCAGUGUUGGCGAGCCCGAGGAGGACCAGAAAGAGGAACGUGAGCAAGUUGUGAUUGAGGAAAAGGGCACGACCCACAGGGUCUGUCUGACUGGUGCCAACAAGAGGAUGUUCCACCUGUUAAAGAGAGCCAAGGUCCAGCUCAUCAAGAUUGACCAGCAGAAACAGCUUAAGUCUUCCCAGCUCCUCUCUGGAUCUGUCAACUUGGGACCCCAGGAUCGAGCUCCAGUGAGGAUCAAGAGAAGGAGAGUGGUCAGGACAUUAAACAAGGAGGCUGCUCCUCAGGAGCAGGCCCGCAGAGGCCCACGCAUUAAGCAUGUGUGUCGGGCGGCCGCCGUGGCCCUGGGACAGCCCCGCGCCAUGGUGCCCGACGACAUCCCCCGGCUCAGCGCCCUGCCCCUCCACGAGAGAGCCGGCAUCACCCCCUCACCGGUUGCAGACGACUUAGGGUCACCCUCAGAACCAGAGAGUCCCACCUACAGUGACCAGCGGACCCCCAAGGUUCGGAGGUCAGGGGGCCGGUAUCCGGGCGACUAUGGGCCCUUGGGGCUGAGGACGCGCAGGUGCGGGAGGUGCAAAGGCUGCCUCCACGAGGACGACUGUGGCAAGUGCAUCAACUGCAAGGACAAGCCCAAGUUCGGGGGGCCCAACACCAAACGGCAGUGCUGUGUGCAUAAGAAGUGUGCCCGGAUUGAGGAGCUGAAGGCGAAGCGCUUGGGGUACAAGCCUAUCAAAGCCCACAUGAAACGCCGCCGGUCGUCAGUCAGCGUGUGCCACUCCAGCAACGACGAAGGUGAAGGGAGGGAGAGGUCAUCGUCGGCGCCCCCUGCUGAUGAGGAGAGUCCCUCACUGCGGAAGCAGCCGAGGCGGGGCGUGAAGCCGCGCUCCUACUGCGACCUGCUGGACUACGACUCUGACCUGGACGAUAUGGCGGGAUCCAGCUCGGCCCCCCAGGGCAAGAGGAGAGCCCCGCCCUCCCGCAGUCAUGACUUCGCGUCGCACGACGAUGGCGGCAGUGGCGUUCCGGGGGACGGCGUGCGUCACCGCAGACCAGGCCAGCACAGGGGUCCUCCGCCGCGCCGCAGGGCUGAGAAGAGCCCUUUGGAGCAGACGCCCCCGAGCGUCCUGGCCGCCCUGGCCAACGGGUUCACCCAGCGGGAGAGGGAGCCUUCUGAGCCGACGCACAAGAUCCGCGUCGACUUCAAGGAGGACUGUAACAUCCAGAAUGUGUGGCUUAUGGGCGGCUUAAGCAUCCUCACCUCUGUCCCCGUCAUCCCCCAACACGUCUGUCUGCUCUGUGCCAGCAAAGGGCAGCACCAGAUGUUAUACUGUCAGGUGUGUUGUGAGCCUUUCCACUGGUUCUGCCUGGAUGCUAAAGAGCGCCCCCUGGAGGAGAACAAGGAGAACUGGUGUUGUCGCCGCUGCAAGUUCUGCUAUGUGUGCGGCCGCAAGAACAAGCACUCAAAGCCUCUGUUGGAGUGCGAAAGAUGUCAGAAUUGCUACCACUCAAGCUGUCUGGGACCAAACUAUCCAAAACCCAGCAAGAGUAAAACAUCCUGGGUCUGCAUGUCUUGCAUCCGCUGUAAAAGCUGCGACGGGACUCCGGGAAAAAGCUGGGACACAGAUUGGAACCACGAGAGGGGCCUUUGCUCCGACUGCAGCAAGCUGUAUGACCAGGGUAACUUCUGCACGAUCUGCUUCAAGUGUUACGAGGACAAUGAUUACGACAGCCAGAUGAUGCAGUGUGCCCGCUGUAACCACUGGGUCCAUGCCAAGUGUGAGGGGCUGACAGACGACCUGUACGAGAUCCUGUCCAACAUGCCCGAGAGCGUGGUGUACGCGUGCGGGCCCUGCAGCCUGACCAAGCCCAGCUCCUGGAGGGAGGCCCUGCAUGUGGAGCUGAGGUCCGGGGUGGGGAAGGUGCUGGCCUGCCUGCUCACCUCCACCCUCACCCAGCACCUGGUCAAAUGCAGCAAGUGCGCUGGGGUCAUGAACCCUCAGGUUGAUCUGGACCAGCCAGCCUGCGACAUCCAUGCCGUGGGGCUGAAAUUCGACAAGGGUCUUUACACCACACUGAAAUCAUUCCAUGAAGACGUGGCCCAAGUGAUCCGGAAGCGACUGGAAGAUGAAGUGGAGGCCGACGACGAGAAGCCUCCUCCUCCCGACGACCAGGGGCCCACCUCACUGGCCAGGUCGUACUACUUAAAGUUGAUGGACGAAGUUUAUAGCUGGUUCAACAGCCAGGACCCCAAAGUGUGGCACUCAGGUUCCGGAGAAUUCCCAGCGGGUAUGCUCCCCAACGCCGUGCUGCCCCCCUCCAUGGAGCACGUCUACGCCCAGUGGCGGGAGAGGAGCGACCCGUGGACCAGUGAAGGGCUGGGGUUCCCGCACGAGGGUGACGGGGAGGGGCUUCACCCCUCCACACCCUCCACCUACAAGCUACCCGGCACCCACUCCAGGAACAUGAGGGGGUUUUACAAAUCCCAAGAAAAGAGGGGAUAUCUGUCCAGCGCCGACCUGGACUUAAACUGGUCCAAGCAAGAUGAGAGGCAGUGUUCCCUGUGCCAGAAAUAUGGGGAUGCCAAGCCCAACGAUGCAGGAAGGCUGCUGUAUCUGGGUCAGAACGAGUGGGCUCAUGUGAACUGCUCCUUGUGGUCAGCGGAGGUCUACGAGGACAACGGCGCCCUGAUGCACGUCCACAGUGCUGUCACCAGGGGGCGCCACAUGCGCUGUGAGCGCUGUAACCAGACGGGGGCGACGGUGGGCUGCUGUCUCAGCUCCUGCCAGAGCAACUACCACUUCAUGUGCGCUCGGGCCCGCAACUGUGUCUUCCAGAACGACAAGAAGGUCUUCUGCCACACGCACCGAGACCUCAUCAGUGACAAAAUAGUCACUGGGACUGGAUUUGAAGUACUUCGUCGGGUCUUUGUGGAUUUCGAGGGGAUAAGUCUUCGCAGGAAAUUCCUGACUGGUUUGGAGCCAGAAUCUAUUAAUAUGAUGAUAGGCUCAUUACUGAUUAACAGGUUGGGAGUGCUGACUGAACUGUCAGCCAGUCAGGGGAAACUCUUUCCAGUGGGCUAUCAGUGUUCCCGCUGGUACUGGAGCACAGUGGACCCUCGCCGCCGUUGCAGGUAUACUUGUAAGGUGAAGGAGGUACGCCCCCCGGUCCAGGAGAAGCCCAUGGAGGAGACGCCCGAUCAGGGAGACAACCGCACGAUUGUCCACAGCCCGAUCCCCCACACUUCUCAAAAAAUAGAUACCCCUGAGGGAGAGAUGGCUCCCCCUCCUCUUCCUGAAGUACCACCGAGCACUCCAUCUCCCCCCUCCAAACUGGACACUGGAGCAGGGAAUAAAGCCCCCGCCUACCCCCAAACCAGGAGACCAGCAGGGGGAAUGUCCCGGCCUCUGCCAUCCCCAGAGAGCACAUCUAAAUCCCACCCUAUUCUGACCAUCGGCGACCUGGAGGAGUCCCGCCGGCCACGCCGCCACUGCACCCUCUCUCAUGGCUCCAGCAGCCGAAGCCACGUUUCUCCCACCACCUCGAGCAUCUCGCUCCGCUCGGGGGAGUCGCUUCACUCGAGAAACUGCUCGACUCUCUCUGCGCUCUCCCCGCUGGGUGCCGCUGAAAAUCCGCAGACCUCCCCCCCGCCCCGGCGCCGGGGUCGAAGCGCCCCCGCGGCCAGGGCUUCGGUGACGGCGACCCCCCACGCUACCUUAGAGCUCUUCCCUGUCAGCAGCUCCCCGCUGUCCCUCAACGACAGCCAGUCCUCCCUGACACUCAGCCAAUUCCCCAGGCCCAGCCUCCUCUCUGAUAUCAGUCCAGAUUCGACAGAGGUGCCACACGACUUCUUAGCGACCACCGAGCCAGAAGACACCGCCUUGCCUCCUCACGGCGAUGACUCCAGCCGGGCAAACGGCGCCCAGAUGAUCUCUGAUCAGGUCUUUCCCUGCGCCCCCCUCAGUGUUGACUCCGGUGCAGGUGUGGCACCUGUGAUGAGCUCCAAGCUGGAGUUGAACGAGAGCGGCUGUGGGACUCUGCUUGUGGUGGGCGGGGAGGAGGUGGAGGUGAGCUCGGACGGGCUCCAAGACGGCAAGGGAGACGCUGACAAAGAGGCGGCGGUCGUCAGAGCCUUGUCUCUCCCUGUGACCUCUGCUAGGGAGGACUGGGGAAACAUCUCCUCCGACGAGGACAUGGACAACUACUUCGGAUUCUCCCGCACUGUCAUUAGCUCUGAGGCCGCCAGGGACCCAGAGCAGGCGCUUGCCCCUCCCUCCUCAGGGCCUAUCCCCCAGCUCGAUGGCAUCGACGACGGUGCUGAAAGUGAUGUUAGCGAGGCCACCAACGACGGCACUCAGAACCAAAAGAACACUGGCCAAGCACAGAACCCGGCACCGUUGCCUCCUCAAGGGGACAACCAAGGUGAUAGACUGAGUCACUCGAGCACUCCCUCUCCGAGCCCAGCCUCUGGGAAGGGGCAGCUGGAGGCGGCAUCAUGCAGUGAGGAAUCCAUAACCUCUGUUAAGUCUAAUUCCUUAACGUUUUCGGACGUUCUGCCAGAGAACACGUCCCCUGGAUCUUUGAAAGUGGACUCCGCCCAGCUCGGUUCCACCACCGCUAUGAGUGACACCUCGCCUGCUCCAGUGGAAACUUGUCAGGCAUCGGCAGAGCCCACACUCAUUGUUGAGCUGCAGUCAUUGCCUGUCGAAGGUGCUGAGUCCAGCACUCCAGAUGCGGCCUUUGCAGAGGGAUUGACGGAAGAGAUCUUGAUGCAGGAGGUCGAUCCAGAGAUGGUCACUGGGACCUUUCUCGUGUGUGACCCAUCGACGGAUGCUUCUCACUCUAACCAGGAGGUGGUCCCAAUGGACGCUGAACCUGCAGAACUCCAUAAAGAUAUUUUCUUAGACCCCGACAGUGGACACUUCGUUGCAGAGGAUGGCACUGUGCUCUAUCUUACGGAAAGCAUGGAGGAUGAAGCAUUGUCAGCUAGCAAUAUGAACGGGAACCAGGGAAUAGUGGUAGAUUCUCCCGUACAAGGCAGCAUGGUUUUGGAGCAGCUCCCUACACUCAGUCAUGCCUCCAGCGAUCCUUUGAGCAACAGGCCGCCUGUGCAAAUGUCUCUGUCCUCUCCCCAGCCCACACCUAUCACAUACAUUCGAGCUUCGAUAGACCCCAUGCUGGCGUCCACGGCAACAAGCAGCAGUAUUCCAUCCAUGCAAAAUGUGCAGGCCACAGUUAUGCCGUCGACAGAGUACAGGCAGUCUGCUCGCGCUGCAGGCCUGACGGCUAUGUCUGUGUCCGCAGGAAGUGGUCUGACUCUGGGGACCCGCGUAAAUCCCGAUUCCCCUCUUCCAGCAGGCACGGCGACAGUUACAGUCAUGUCCUCCCCCUCUGCCACUACCCAUUCUUAUCAAGUGAGGACCACCCCAACUUCCGGCCCCAUCAUCUUUAAUGGUUUCACCCCGGCACCUCUGCAGAGAGAAGCCCCCCGGACACAAACCGUCUCCAUUAAUUUCGGCAACCCCAAGCCGGUACUGCCCGCACCGCAGCACGUGGUCGCACAGACCCGGCCAGGCCACACGAUCCUCACCGUACAGGAAGUGGGCGGCUCCAGCAUGGACUCUGCCCCGCAGGUUCUGCUCGUCAACCGCAGCGGUCAGGUCUUCAUCAAGAACCCGGACAGCAACACCUUUCAGUUGCCCAGUGCUAGCUCGCCGUCCUACACUUCCAUCAGCAAGAUUACCGGCCUGCUUCAGAGCAACGCCUUGUCCGCCACGCCCGCCCCGGCGAGUAACGUGACUCGUGUGCCCAGGCUGGUGACGCCUGUGGCGUCCCCACGAGUGGUCUUCAACCCCGUCGCCACUACCCAGCUGAUAACCUACAGCAACAAAGGUGCUGUGACCGCCGGUGACGUCCUGAUCGGCAGGAAGCCGGAACAUUCCCUGGAGAGCCUUGCGUCUGACGACAAGAAACCCAGGAAGAGGGGGACCAUAUUGAACGUAGGACCUAAAUCUGCCCUGAGAGCAGAUUCGUCGGUUUGGCCAGGUGUUCAAGGCAGGACCUGGCUGAACUCUGUCAGCCACAGUGGCAACGCCCAGACCAUAAUCGCCCAAGCUGCUUUAGCAGGUCACCAAAAUCCCAUCCAAGCUGGCGUCCUAAGCACUUCCCAGUUCCACGUCCACCCUGUCCUGAACAGAGCCCAGACUGUGAGGUCCGUCGUGAUCCCCCCAGGCCUUUUGGUCAAGUCGGGCUCCUCUUCCCCUCAGCCCCGCGCUCAGGUCCGCAUCAAGAGGGUGUCCUCGCUGCCAAGCCGCAGUGGGACCAAGAAAGCGAAGGUGGACUCCACAGAGCAGGAGCCCCCUGGUGGUGUGGAGGACCUACGCAGAGCCGGGAGCGCGACAGCUAGCAAACCUGCGGGCGUCCGUAUGAAAACUCCAACUGCAAAAGGGGAGCUGGACCUCAACAAGCUUAGGGAAGAUGGCUGCAACAACUCUGAAAACACAAGACCUGUCCCCUGGGAUCGUCUGUCCUCUGUGUCCCGAGGUAACAACAUUAGCCACAGCAGACAGCGAGCCUGGGAUUCUGCAAGGCGCAAUUCCCUGACUGACAGCAGCAAUUUCUCAAGUGAGAGUGCGAGCUCGGACGACGAGAUACCGCCCCCCGAGCAGGACGAGGAGAGCCCCCCCAGCAAGGACCAGCCCCACCUGCGCUUCGAGAUCACCAGCGAGGACGGCUUCAGCGUGGAGGCAGACAGUAUAGAGGUGGCGUGGCGGGCGGUGGUGGAGGGCGUGCAGGAGGCGCGGGCGGGCUACAGGCUGAAGCAGCUGUCGUUCGCGGGCAUGAGUGGGGCCCGCAUGCUGGGGGUGCUGCACGACGCUGUGAUCUUCCUGGUGGAGCAGCUGCGGGGGGCCUCCCGCUGCCAGCAGCACAGCUUCCGCUUCCACCAGCAGGACAACCAGGAGGAGGAGCUUCCCAUCAACCCCAGCGGCUGCGCCCGCUCCGAGGUCCACCAGCGGAAGUCCACCUUUGACAUGUUCAACUUCCUGGCCUCCCAGCAUAGGCAGCUCCCUGACAUCGGGCCGUACGACGAGGAGGAGGACGAAGUCCCGCUCAAGUCCACCAGGCGCGCUACGAGCCUGGAGCUGCCCAUGGCCAUGCGCUUUAGACACCUGGAGAAGACGUCCAAGGAGGCGGUGGGGGUGUACAGGUCUGCCAUCCACGGGCGAGGCCUGUUCUGCAAGCGCAACAUCGACGCGGGGGAGAUGGUGAUCGAGUACUCCGGCAUCGUCAUUCGGGCCGUGCUGACAGACAAACGGGAGAAGUACUACGACAGCAAGGGGAUUGGCUGCUACAUGUUCCGCAUCGAUGACUUUGACGUGGUGGACGCCACCAUGCACGGCAACGCGGCGCGCUUCAUCAACCACUCGUGCGAGCCCAACUGCUACUCGCGCGUCAUCCACGUGGAGGGCCAGAAGCACAUCGUCAUCUUCGCCCUGCGCAAGAUCUACCGCGGCGAGGAGCUCACCUACGACUACAAGUUCCCCAUCGAGGACGACAGCAGCAAGCUCAGCUGCAACUGCGGGGCCCGCCGCUGCCGCCGCUUCCUCAACUAG
Messenger RNA from Megalops cyprinoides (Indo-Pacific tarpon), 11043 nucleotides. Its product is annotated as histone-lysine N-methyltransferase 2B-like. Lineage: Eukaryota; Metazoa; Chordata; Actinopteri; Elopiformes; Megalopidae. The transcript is spliced from 37 exons. The record is from RefSeq and is a predicted model, not a curated record. Gene Ontology annotation, molecular function: histone H3K4 methyltransferase activity; protein binding; DNA binding. Gene Ontology annotation, cellular component: nucleus; histone methyltransferase complex. Gene Ontology annotation, biological process: positive regulation of DNA-templated transcription. The coding region runs from base 25 to 11043 and encodes 3672 amino acids.